Mugil cephalus (flathead mullet) is the source of this 1710-nucleotide messenger RNA. Its product is annotated as carcinoembryonic antigen-related cell adhesion molecule 5. The record is from RefSeq and is a predicted model, not a curated record. The transcript is spliced from 13 exons. Bases 130 to 1671 code for a protein of 513 amino acids. NCBI's taxonomy places the organism in Eukaryota, Metazoa, Chordata, Actinopteri, Mugiliformes, Mugilidae.
AUGUUUCUGAUCGCGGGGGUAUUUUUCCAACCCUCUACUUUAAACCGUGAAAUGCCCUCACUCCUUUCCUACGCAGCUCAUUAUAUUUGAAGCCUAUCGUUGAAUUAAAGCGCAUCAUUUCUCUUCAGGAUGUUUCAUUCCCUCUUUGUAGUCAUCGUGGGUUUGUGCUACUGCAGCAGUGAAAACAUAACUCUGGACAAUCCAGUGCUUCAAGGCCCCUCUGAGGCUUUAAUUAAGAAAGCUGUAGACUUUCAGUGUUAUGUGCCAAACCCCCCGAAGAAUGAAAGUAUCCUUCUGCAGAUAUACAAGAAGGACGACCGUAAUAAGGUGUUGGGCGAAACCACCUCCCUGGCGGGGGAGACCGUUGUCAUUCCCAUGUUGAUUACACGUUCCCACGGAGGCUUCCUGGAAUGUGAAGCCAGAGCACAGAACAACUCUGAAAUAACGCCCAGUGUCAGCUCCCCACACUAUCUGAAGGUUGUUGAGCCAGUGAAAAAUACUCAGAUCAACAAUUCGGGUCCGGUGGAGGUCCAAGAGGGGAAAAAUCUGCACCUGCAUUGUCACAGCACCGGUACUGAUGUCUCCUACAAGUGGCUGCGCAAUGGUUUGCUCAUCUCUCAGUCUGAUAAUGAGCUCAACAUCUACAGAGUCACUCCUGAAGACAGCGGCUCCUACAUGUGUAUGGCGACAAAUGUGUUCAACAACACACAGGUCUUCACCUCCAACAGCUCUGAAGUUGUAGUCACAAUCAAAGAGCCUGUGGUGAGGACUGACAUCACCUACACCGUGUUAAAGGAUGAUUUCCAAGCUUAUUAUGCCAUGGUGACUUGCAAUUUAAUCAAGGGGCCUGUUCCUGUCAUAUUUACCCUAUAUAACGGAACACAAAGAGUUGACGUUUCCCGGCGUAUCCAUGAGAGGCAUCAUACAUUUAAGGUUCAUCUUAUACCUGGAAAUACAUUAAUGCUGAUGUGCUCAGCAACUAGUGGAGACCAGCGUGGAACGAGUCAGUGGUUGCCUGUAAAAGUUGUCCCAGUCCAUGGCCCUGUGACGGUGUCUUACAAGUAUAGUGUUGGAGAAAACAAAGCUCUCGUCCUGAGGUUCUACUGCAAGGUAGCCAGCGGAUCUCAUCCACGAUACCAGUGGUUCCUUAACAAAACGCUUCUCCAGAAUGAAGGAAGUUUCUACCGCAUCACUGACGAUCCAUCAGAGCAAUCGGUACUGGAGAUGGAGAAGAAGAAAAGGAAACGUGGAAGAUACCACUGUGAAGUGUCAGACAGCUUUGACAACACCACUGCCAUAAGCAGCACGGGAUACCUUGUAAAUGAAGAAGUGCCAAACCAGCUUUCCGCUGUCUUUGUGGCGGCAAUUGUCUUCGGAAGUUUCGCGCUUGCGAUUCUCCUGGUGUCUGCUUGUUGCUGGACUGGAGUAUUACAGAGAUGGAGGCUUUAUGGCAAGACGUCUCUGCGGCUCUUCGAAAUGGAGAGAACAGUAGCUGCAUACGAGGACGAGCUGGAAUUGGCAGCGCUUACUGAGGAUCCUGAUAUAGUGUUGUCAGCUGACGAGGACGCAUUUGAUCAGACAUCUGAGGCCUCUGAAGACGAGUGGCCUCAAAUUGAAAAGGAGAAGAAGACGAUUGAGGACGAACCAGUUCAAACAAUGUUUGCUCUGUAAACAUGCUCUGUUGUGGUUAAAUAAACAUCUUUAGGGGAG